This is a messenger RNA of Hipposideros armiger (great roundleaf bat), 2130 nucleotides long. RefSeq names its product tetraspanin 33 (gene TSPAN33). The record is from RefSeq and is a predicted model, not a curated record. The transcript has 8 exons. Bases 276 to 1127 code for a protein of 283 amino acids. NCBI's taxonomy places the organism in Eukaryota, Metazoa, Chordata, Mammalia, Chiroptera, Hipposideridae. Gene Ontology annotation, cellular component: plasma membrane.
AGGGCCAGGCUGGUCCUCCAGCCGCCACCGAGUCUUCUGCGCUCACGUUGCCGGCUGCGGCUCCAGCGACUCCCCGCGGCUCCGGUGGCGGCGCCGUUCCCCUGCCCGCGCUUCUCCCGGACGCAGGGCUCGGGCACCUCCCGUCUCCCGCCGCGGCGCAGCUCCCGGUGGCUCGGGCUCCGGCGCCGGCGCGGCUCAUGCCCCCAGGCGCGGAGCGCGCAGGUGGGCCAGUCGCGGCGGGGAGAUAGGCCCCCGGGGGCGGGGGCGGCGGGACCAUGGCCCGGAGACCCGGGGCGCCGGCUGCCUACGUAGAGGAGUUCUCCUUCGUCAGUCCGCUGGUGAAAUACCUGCUCUUCUUUUUCAACAUGCUCUUCUGGGUGAUUUCCAUGGUGAUGGUGUCCAUAGGCAUCUAUGCUCGGCUGAUGAAGCAUGCAGAAGCGGCCUUGGCCUGCCUGGCAGUGGACCCAGCCAUCCUUCUGUUCGUGGUGGGCGUCCUCAUGUUCCUGCUCACCUUCUGUGGCUGUAUUGGAUCCCUCCGCGAGAACAUCUGCCUCCUGCAGACAUUCUCCAUCUGCCUCACCAUCGUGUUCCUGCUACAGCUGGCUGCUGGGGUCCUGGGCUUCGUCUUCUCAGACAAGGCACGAGGGAAAGUGAGUGAGUUAAUCAAUAAUGCCAUUGUACACUACCGAGAUGACUUGGACCUGCAGAAUCUCAUUGAUUUUGGCCAGAAGGAGUUCAGCUGCUGUGGAGGGAUUUCCUACAAGGACUGGUCCCAGAACAUGUACUUCAAUUGUUCAGAAGACAACCCCAGCCGUGAACGCUGCUCUGUGCCUUACUCCUGUUGCUUGCAUACCCCCAGCCAGGCAGUGAUCAACACCAUGUGUGGCCAAGGUAUGCAGGCCCUUGACUACUUGGAAGCUGGUAAAGUCAUCUACACCAAUGGCUGUAUUGACAAACUGGUCAACUGGAUACACAGCAACCUCUUCUUACUUGGUGGUGUGGCACUGGGCCUGGCCAUUCCCCAGCUGGUGGGAAUCCUGCUGUCCCAGAUCCUCGUGAAUCAGAUCAAAGAUCAGAUCAAGCUACAGCUCUACAACCAGCAGCACCGGGCUGAUCCAUGGUACUGAGAAUCCACCCUGCACCUCCUCACUAUGACGACCGGUGGGCCUCAUGGACCAAUAGCAGUGGGUACAGCUCUCAGCGCCACAUGGAGGCUUGGAUUCCAGCCCGCCAGCGACAGCCCAGUGGGAAGUAGCGAACUCCAGACAGGCAGAAAGCAGGUGCACAGGUGGCUCAAGUCUCGGGAGGAUGAGCUCUUCUCCCCUUCCUAGCUCUCAGCAUUGUCAGAGAGUUAUUCUGUAUUGUUUCUAAGCUUACCCAUUUGAACUUACGGUUGUUGUUUUUUAAAUUUUGUCUGGGCAGAGAGGUUUGGGAACAGCAGUUGCAUAGAGUCAUGGGGCACAGCCGCUGCUUUUCACCAAGGCACGCCCACCGACAGCUCUACUCAGGCUGCUUCUGAGCUUAAUGGACGCACUGACUCCAGCUGUUUGCCAGCAAGGCCUGGCUGGAGAGUGGACAGCAGCAGCCCUGCCUGAAGUCCAGUUGGCCUGAGACCAGCUCCAGAAGGGAAGGGAGUGGAGGCAGUGAGCUUGGGGGUUGGCUGGGGACAGUUGUAUGUGCUGGGUGCUGGGUAGGAAUGGAAGGCGAUAUGUUUACUAAAUGCCUGCCCUGCCAUCCUCCCAGGUUGUCAGAGUGCGCUACAUCCUGCCCCUCCCUCAUUUCCAUGGAAACAUGGCAGCAAGGGCACGGGGUACAACAGCAGCCAAAUUCAUCCCUCUCCCCAACCCCCAACACCCCUUUUGAAAAGUGUUUGGGACCAUGGUCUCUAUAUUCUGCAGCCGGCAGAGGUGGAACUGAGCCAUAUGUGCCCUUGAAUUCCUCCCUUCUGGACCUCCCUCUAGAGCAAGUGGGGUUUCUUUAACCUUGGCAGGGUGCAGAGGAGGCAAGGUAACACCUUCCCCGCCCCCCCCAUUCCCCUGCACCAUAGCUCAUUAUUUCUACAGUGUAAGAAGCAGGGACCUUGCUGGGGCAGGGGGAGCCAGAAAUGGCAAUAAAAGUUUGUUGACCUAA